UUGAACGUUCAUUUUCGUUCAUAUUCAAUAUUUAGAAAUUAUUAAGGUUGAGGCACCAUGUCGUCAGAAAACAAAGGUGGGGCUGGAGGUGGAGGAGGCGAUCAAAAGGAGCGGAAGAGAAAGGAGUCGAUCGUUGACUUGGCGAAAUAUUUGGAGAAGAACGUGCGAGUCAAGUUCGCCGGGGGGAGAGAAGCCGCCGGAGUGCUGAAGGGUUUCGACCCCCUACUCAACCUCGUGCUAGACGACACCGUGGAAUUCCUUAGGGAUCCGGACGACCCCAUGAAAUUAACCGAGGACAGGAGAUCUUUAGGGUUGGUCGUGUGCCGUGGGACUUCUGUCGUCCUAAUAUGUCCUUCCGAAGGGAUGGAACAAAUAACAAAUCCCUUUGUACAAGAAAACGCUUAA
Molecule: messenger RNA, 405 nt
Organism: Folsomia candida
Lineage: Eukaryota; Metazoa; Arthropoda; Collembola; Entomobryomorpha; Isotomidae
Product: U6 snRNA-associated Sm-like protein LSm7
Exons: 1
Coding region: 58-405 (115 amino acids)
Biological process (GO): mRNA splicing, via spliceosome; nuclear-transcribed mRNA catabolic process
Cellular component (GO): U12-type spliceosomal complex; U6 snRNP; Lsm1-7-Pat1 complex
Molecular function (GO): RNA binding
Source: RefSeq, a predicted model, not a curated record